AUGAAAACUUCCGUAUUAAGAGCAGUACGGAAACAACAACCAUGGCCAUACCCAUUAUUGUCACUCUCAGGUCUACAUCAUAGCAGCAGAGUCUUUGUUAGAAACAAGACAAAUGUUUCAUCAUCUUCUCAACAGCAAUGGCCCGAGCUAUUAAAGUCGGAUUUUGUGCAAGACGUGAGUAAAUGUGCUUUGAAGCAGAGGCAGAAUCUGCAUCUGCAGCAUCUGCAUCAACAGCAACAACCACAGCCAGACUAUGUCAAAUUGAUCUUAACAUCAAGGGUUUACGAUGUUGUUCCGGAAGCAGGUACUCCGCUAACUCAUGCUGUCAAUUUAUCCCAUAGGUGUGGGUCGAGAAUCUACUUGAAGCGUGAAGAUCUUUUACCGGUUUUUUCCUUCAAAUUGAGGGGCGCCUAUAACAUGAUUGCACAUUUGAAUUCCAAUGCAAAGCAACCAAUAUCUGGUGUCAUUGCUUGUUCCGCUGGUAAUCACGCACAGGGUGUCGCGUAUUCUGCAAACAAAUUGAACAUCCCUGCUACCAUUGUUAUGCCCACUCCAACUCCAUCAAUAAAGUAUUUGAAUGUUUCGAGAUUAGGCUCACAAGUGGUUUUGUACGGCGAUGAUUUUGAUUCCGCAAAGCAAGAAUGUGCGAGAUUAAGUAAAGAGUACAAUUUGAUCAAUAUCCCUCCUUUUGAUCACCCUUAUGUAAUUGCUGGUCAAGGAACAAUUGCAUUAGAGAUAACAAGACAGCUUAGGUUAGACAAGUUGAGUGCAUUGUUUGUACCUGUAGGUGGAGGUGGGUUGAUCUCGGGUGUUGCGGUUUAUUUGAAGCAGAUUGCGCCACAUGUGAAAAUUAUUGGCGUUGAAACAUACGAUGCCAAUGCCUUGUACCAAUCUUUAAAACAAGAAAAACCAGUGCAUUUGAAUAAAGUUGGACAGUUUGCCGAUGGCACUGCUGUCAAAGUUCUUGGAGAUGAGACAUGGAGAAUAUGUAAGGAUUUGGUUGAUGAAGUAGUUCUUGUUGAUACCGAUGAGAUUUGUGCAGCUAUUAAGGAUAUUUUUGAGGAUACAAGAUCCAUAACUGAACCGUCAGGUGCAUUGUCUGUUGCCGGAUUGAAGAAAUAUAUUGAGCAGCAUCCAGAAAUUGACCACACAGACAAAACUUAUGUGCCUAUAUUAUCGGGAGCAAAUAUGAAUUUUGACAGAUUGAGGUUUGUUAGUGAAAGAGCCGUUUUAGGUGAAGGAAAGGAGGUUUCUUUAGCUGUCAAUAUCCCCGAAAAACCGGGCGAAUUUUCAAGACUACAGAAAAUCAUUAACCCAAGAUCCAUUACUGAAUUCUCUUACAGGUGUAGCGGCAAGGACACAGCAAACAUUUUUGUCUCGUUCAAUGUUGUUGACAGAAAUGCAGAACAACCAAAAAUAAUGGAAGCAAUGAGAAAUGCAGGGUUCGAAGUGACUGAUAUGUCAGAUAACGAAUUGGCCAAAUCUCAUGGUCGUUACCUUGUUGGUGGCAAAUCACAUCUGGUAAGAACUGAGAAUGAAAAGUUGUACCAAUUUGAAUUCCCUGAAAAGCCAAAUGCAUUGUUCAACUUUUUACAAGCAUUGAAAAUCGAUUGGGAUAUAAGUCUAUUCAACUAUAGAAACCAUGGCCAUGAUAUAGGCAAAGUAUUGUGUGGAUUUAUUUUACCUUCUGGAAGUGAAGAGGAUUUCAAGGAGUUUUUGAAGAAUAUCGGCUACACUUACACCGAGGAAACUGACAAUGUGUUUUAUAAAAAGUUUUUAAAAAAUUAA
Lodderomyces oxycetoniae is the source of this 1788-nucleotide messenger RNA. RefSeq names its product threonine ammonia-lyase (gene ILV1). The transcript has a single exon. Gene Ontology annotation, molecular function: threonine deaminase activity; pyridoxal phosphate binding; L-serine ammonia-lyase activity. Gene Ontology annotation, biological process: L-serine catabolic process; L-threonine catabolic process. Lineage: Eukaryota; Fungi; Ascomycota; Pichiomycetes; Serinales; Debaryomycetaceae. The record is from RefSeq and is a predicted model, not a curated record. The coding region runs from base 1 to 1788 and encodes 595 amino acids.